Molecule: messenger RNA, 3071 nt
Organism: Trichoplusia ni (cabbage looper)
Lineage: Eukaryota; Metazoa; Arthropoda; Insecta; Lepidoptera; Noctuidae
Product: CREB3 regulatory factor-like
Biological process (GO): regulation of transcription by RNA polymerase II; response to unfolded protein
Cellular component (GO): nucleus
Molecular function (GO): DNA-binding transcription factor activity, RNA polymerase II-specific; RNA polymerase II transcription regulatory region sequence-specific DNA binding
Source: RefSeq, a predicted model, not a curated record
UGCAGUGGAAGCGUGACAGUGCACUACACGGUGUAGAGCGGCGUCUCUUUUCCUCAACUACAACAGAGGUGGCAGUAGGCCAUCAGGCUCUGUGACAUUGAGCGAUGCACAAGCGCUAUAUCACAGUAUUUCGUAUCACAAUAUAAAGUAGGUAAAUUAAUAGUAGUUGAAAACUAUAUUCGUAAAUUUAAAUAUGCGAGAGUGCAGCUAAUAAAUAAGAAUAAAAAAUAUUUUAUUACAAACACUGAUUGAUGUCUAAUAAAGUUAUAUGUGGUUAGAUGUACCAAGCUCGUUUCAAAAAUAAAUCUGUUGUAUAAGAUUCUUUAGGCCUAAAAGUAGGUACUUGUAUCAACAAAAUGUUCUAUCCGUCACAGUAGUGUAAGCGGUCUCUGUGAUUACUUUUGAAUCUAAAUGCAAAAUUAUUUACUAAGUCUGAAAUUAGAUGUACUGUGUUGUAGACUGUAUUUAUUGGGAUGUCACUUUAACAUUUAAAAUUGUUCAAUUUCUUUUUGUUGCCCUGCAUUUACAUGCAUAUAGAUCAUGUUUUUAUUAAAGAAUAUAUAUUAAAUCAUGUUUUCUUAAAUUUAGAAGUUUUCAAUGUUCUGAUUGUCCCAAUAUUACAGUAGAAAUAAAAUGUUCAUUGUAUUGUGGUAGUGUAGUUGUUGAUAUUGUGAUAUUUUAAGAUAAAUUUAUUAAUAAGCAUUCAAUAGUCUCAAGAAGCUAACCCUGUAGAGUAGAUGCACAAAAUAAAUAGGUAUAGAGUGAAAUUUGAACAUGCACUAGGAGUAACUGGCAUUAAAACUGGUAUUAAUACAGAUCUAGAUCUGUGUUUACAAGACAACUUGGUUGGCUCCUAUCACAACAUGCCCACUCUUCAGUACAAUAAGCUGGCGUUUGAGAUGGACAGCUCUUCUAAAGCAGAAAACUAAAUGGAUGAUGACGAUAUUUUUCAAGUUGACAAAGCUGAUUUAAUACUGGGACCUACUCUCGCGGAACUGAAUGCAAACCCAGAUGCGCUGUUGGAUGAUUUGAAUUUCGAUGAUCUGUUGUUACCGGAAGAAAGUGGCUAUUGUGUUCAGAUAGGAGGUGCAAUGAGCGGUUCUCGUCGAGGACCUAAUGCUAUUCAGGCUCAUAACAUAAUGGCUUCUGAGAGUCCCUGCAGCCCAUAUGGACAUGCGCAGCUUGCAUUUUCUCCUACAAGUCAGCAUAGCUCAGCUUCAUCAAGUUUUGCUCAGCCUAUGAACCAGCUGCCAGAGCUCUUGCUGCGUAUGGAUGGAUAUAGUGGGGAAAUAGCUCUGGGGCAGUCAGUUCCAGCAUCAUCGGUGUUACUUCCAUACCCAACAAGUGUGAAGCCCCAACAGUCUCAGCUCUCCUCUUCGGCACCAACUCACCUCACUAUGGAACAGAUUUGGCAACGCCGAGAGCCUCGCAAGCAUUUGUUGUCUACUAGUUCUUUGGCUGAGGCUGGGUCAGCAUCUUCUCUCUCGGGAGGUCUCCUUAGCCCUGGCACUGGAGACUUCUCACAGGAUGAAGAUGACAGAGACAUUGAAUCUGAUGAAGACAGUGACAGAUAUGAAGACCUCUCUUCUGAUGAAUCAAAUGAUGAAUCAGAGAGUAAGCAAGCUCGCCACAAUGCUAAGAAGGAAAGAUUCUUUUGGCAAUACAAUGUUCAAGCAAAAGGUCCCAAGGGUCAAAGGCUCAUUUUGAAGAACAAAUCUGAAGAUCCUCAUGUUCUGAACUCUGUUACUGAUCCUGUGUUCAGUCCUAGUUGCAGUGAGGGUAUAAAGCACAGUGGAAAAGCAAGAAAAGGUGAUGGCAAUGAUCUAACACCAAACCCCAGGAAAUUGUACCUGAUUGGAAAGGAACUGGAUAAUUUAGGCAAAGUGAUUAAUGACAUGAUACCAGUUAGCGAACUGCCAUUCAAUGUGAGACCUAAAACUAGAAAAGAGAAGAACAAACUGGCAUCUCGGGCUUGCAGGCUGAAGAAAAAAGCUCAGCAUGAGGCAAAUAAACUAAAACUGCAUGUGGAACAGGAGCACAGGCGCCUCCUGAAUGGAAUAGCACAAAUGAAGCAAGUACUGAGCAGCCGAGUCACUAAUUCUCAAAACAAUGUCGACUGGAAUGCACAUGUCACAAACAUAGUUAACACAGCCACAGAGAUUAAAAUAGGAGGCCUAACUUCAGAAUUCGUCAAUAAAGUACUGGACAAAGUCAGAGCAGGACAGAAUAAUGGUGGGUUAAAUGACAUUUAAUUUCUUCAAACUACAGAUUUGUGAGUAACAAAACGAAAGGCUGUUCAAUGUACCUCCAAAGUUAUUUAGAGAAGAGAGUUUGUCUAUCAUAUAAAAGCUUAAUCAAUUGUCCAAGACAAUUUUAUUUUUUUAUGGUAACAAGAGUAGAUUUAGUCACUAGAAGCUUUACAAGGCAACUAGGGGAAUAUUAAUGUAAUCCUCAUUUAUUAUUAUUAUGCCAUAAGUUAGGUGUCAGUGUCAUGUCUAAUAUGUAAGUUAAUAUUAUUCAUAGGGAUCGAGGUUUUUAGUAAACACUAUCAGCACUCAAAUGCUUAGAUAGCAUGCUGUGCUUUUAGUGCUUACUAACAUUAAGGUAAUCUACACAAAUAAAUCACAUGUGUACCAAUCCCAUACUAUUUACAAGGAUGUUGUACUAUCAUCAAGUUACAUAAUUGUAUGACAAUUUGAAAGUGAAUCUAGUCAGACACUAUAAAUAUUUAUAAGCAGCAAAAACUAAUACUACAUUCCUUCUUCAAAUCAUUUCUAUAAAAGUAAUUCUAUCUGGUAAAUGCUAAUAGCUAAACAAAAUUAAAAAGAGGUAUAUUCUGUUUAGUUUUAGCUAGUCGGAAGUUCUUUCAUAACUUCUUUGUAUACAAUAGAACACUGUUGUAUGAAUCUAAUAGAUAUAAAUAAAAUAUUUUAGCUGUCUAGACCAAAAACCAAAUAGUAAUGCAUAUGCUUUGCAAAAGAUUGCAAAACACAUAGUCAUUGCAUAAACAGAUACUGUUUUUUUGUGUUGUCAUGCUUUAAUAACAUUUACAUGUUAUUAUAUUUAAAACA